This is a messenger RNA of Drosophila novamexicana, 1447 nucleotides long. RefSeq names its product elongation of very long chain fatty acids protein 6-like. The record is from RefSeq and is a predicted model, not a curated record. The transcript has 4 exons. Gene Ontology annotation, cellular component: endoplasmic reticulum membrane. Bases 238 to 1197 code for a protein of 319 amino acids. Gene Ontology annotation, molecular function: fatty acid elongase activity. Gene Ontology annotation, biological process: sphingolipid biosynthetic process; fatty acid elongation, monounsaturated fatty acid; fatty acid elongation, polyunsaturated fatty acid. NCBI's taxonomy places the organism in Eukaryota, Metazoa, Arthropoda, Insecta, Diptera, Drosophilidae.
UACACCAAGCAGCGAGUCAUCUGCGCUCAGUGGUACGCCGGCUGCUCAAAGAGAGAGUUCCCUAUUAGCGGACAAAAUCAAGAAAGUGUAGCGCGUGCGUUAAAAGGCUGGCCAGCGCAUAAAUACAAACAGCAACAACAACAACAACAGCAAAAAAAACUCACCACACACAAGCACACACACACACACAGACACACACGUGCGCCACUACUAACCCAUACAACAACAGCCAGCACAAUGAUCAACAUGGACAUUAGCGUAACGCCCAACUAUUCCUAUAUCUUCGAUUUCGAGAACGAUUUCAUACACCAGCGCACACGCAAAUGGAUGCUGGAGAACUGGACCUGGGUCUUCUACUAUUGCGGCAUUUACAUGCUGGUCAUAUUCGGUGGACAGCACUUUAUGCAAAAUCGGCCGAGAUUUCAGUUACGUGGACCGCUGAUCAUAUGGAACACGCUGCUGGCGAUGUUCAGCAUAAUGGGCGCCGCUCGUACCGCGCCGGAACUGUUGCACGUGCUGCGUCAUUACGGGCUAUUCCAUUCGGUCUGUGUGCCCAGCUACAUUGAACAAGAUCGCGUGUGCGGUUUCUGGACCUGGCUCUUUGUGCUGAGCAAACUGCCCGAACUGGGCGAUACGAUAUUCAUAGUGUUGCGCAAACAGCCGCUGAUCUUCCUGCACUGGUAUCAUCACAUCACGGUGCUGAUCUACUCGUGGUUCAGCUAUACGGAAUACACUAGUUCCGCACGCUGGUUCAUAGUUAUGAACUACUGUGUGCAUUCGGUUAUGUACAGCUAUUAUGCACUGAAGGCGGCCCGAUUCAAUCCGCCGCGAUUCAUCUCGAUGAUCAUCACGUCGCUGCAGCUAACGCAAAUGAUAAUUGGCUGUGCAAUUAAUGUGUGGGCAAACGGAUUCCUGAAGACGCACGGCACACAAUCGUGCAAUAUAUCGCAGCGCAACAUCAAUCUAUCGAUCGCCAUGUACUUCAGCUAUUUUGUGCUGUUCGCGCGCUUCUUCUACAAGGCGUACCUGUCGCCCGGCGGACACAAGAGCCGGCGCAUGGCCGCCUCCCUGGUUGCCCAGAAUACAGCCAAGCUGGCCGAUGGACCGACGGCAUCCGUCUCCGAAUCCAGUCUCUCUGGCAAAUAUGUGGGCGAGGAUGCACAGGCUGCCUAUAUGCGCAAGGCCAAGGCGCAGUAGAGCUUUACCACAACCCCCCCUCCACACUACCCCCUCAGCAACCAACUAAAGGCUAAGGACAUUUAUUUAUGCAGUACCGAGGUGUAAAAGUUGUUUUUUAAUUUUAAAAAAAGGCCCGACACAAACAGCUCGAGCCAGACAGCAGACGCGCACACGAGGGGCGUUCGAUAAAUUUAAUUUUAAGCAUAGAGUUUUACCAGGCGGCUGGCUUACUAAAACAAACACAAAUAUAUACAUAUACAUAAAGCUA